Amoebophrya sp. A25 is the source of this 228-nucleotide messenger RNA. The record is from the annotation of a GenBank genome assembly. NCBI's taxonomy places the organism in Eukaryota, Dinophyceae, Syndiniales, Amoebophryaceae.
GUGCGUCCGGGCACGUGUUCCUUAUGAAUGCCACUGACUGUGUCCACGCGAGUAGCGGGUAGUGCCAAAUCCGUUAGCUACGACUCGACCGCUUUUCGAAUAGUUAUGAAAAAUCUUCAUCCUGUUUUUUGUAUAUGAUGUCGCACAGUAAGGGCCUGCUCUCUUACUCUUUAUCGUGUGAUAGAUUGCGAUCCAAUUUUUCCCUCCACCAUCUACGGCAGCAAGCAC